AUGAAUAAAAUAUCACUUGAAAAGCUUCUAAAAGUAGACGCUCAGGACAAUUCAAAAGGAUUGAAGUGGAAAAGAUACUCGAAAUUAAUGGCUCAAACACCUUUGGAUUUUUCACCCACGCACAUGAAAACAGAAGAACAACCACUCGGAAAUGGAAAUAAUAAUAACCCAUCGUUUUAA
Messenger RNA from Clunio marinus, 180 nucleotides. Lineage: Eukaryota; Metazoa; Arthropoda; Insecta; Diptera; Chironomidae. The record is from the annotation of a GenBank genome assembly.